AUGAAGCUCCCAACCGCCCCCAUCUUGGCCCUCGUGGUGUGCCUCUUGGUAUUCUCUUCCGUCGAGGGCGUCGUCGAAGUCGACUCAGGUAUCGCUGUUUCCCAUGCCAGAGAAUCCCCAUGAAACCUCUCUCUCUCUCUCUCUCUCUCUCUCUCUCUCUCUCUCUCUCUCUCUAAGGCGUGAUGCGUCUUCUCUGAAGCUUUCUGCGCCACAAAGUGCAAGGCCAGGUGCGCCAAGGCGAGCGCGAAGGACCGGUGCCUCUUCUACUGCGGCGUGUGCUGCAGGGACUGCAGCUGCGUGCCCUCCGGCACCUACGGCAACAAGGAUGAGUGUCCCUGCUACAGGGACAAGCUCACCUCCGACCAGAAGCGGAAGCCCAAGUGCCCAUGA
This is a messenger RNA of Spirodela intermedia, 390 nucleotides long. The record is from the annotation of a GenBank genome assembly. Lineage: Eukaryota; Viridiplantae; Streptophyta; Magnoliopsida; Alismatales; Araceae.